UUUUCAUUCUAAUAAUAGACACGGGUAACGACACGUCGACUGUCAUAAUUAGACAUUCAUCAGUCGGACGGAAAGCGUCAUCGAAGCCUCAUGAUGGCUAUUUGACCGAUUUGAAAAAGACGUCAUCUACAAUUUAUCAGCAUAGAAGGAAGGUGAUUAAAGUUGGGUAGACCACAAACAAACCUACACAUCUGAAAAACAAAUGCAAUAGACAAAAACACUUAUUUUUGCCUUCAUUACGCAGGACAAAACAGGAAAAUUAAACAGUGGUUUACGAGAAGAAUACCCGAUUUCACAAUAAGACCUUUUUAACCAAAUAAUACAUCGGGAAUGAAUCACCAGUCUGAUUUCGUGGGCAGUGUACAGAACAACUCAUCUGCUACACAAGACGAGAAUGUUCAAGCCAAUGCCAUGGACAUGACACAAUCUUACACAAAUGGUUUGCAAAGAGAAAACAGUCAGUAUGAUAUCAUGAACAGUAUACAUCCUAACACUGUGGGCUCACAGGAGGAAAAUGUUCAAUACGACCCCAUUAACCAAACGUGUUCCGAAUCAGCUGAUACAAACGAAAAGGGCGAUCAAUGCGGUACGGUUGACAGUAAGCCGUCUCACUCAGCUUGUUCGCACGAGAAUGGCAACACCAAUCCAACCGACAAUAAGUUGUUCUCCACAGUUGGUCCACAGCAAAUGAAUAGUCAAUCGGAUGUUUUUUACAAUACUAAUUCAGGCAGAAUCGAUAAAGGACAAGGACAACGCAGUCCCUUCGGCUCAGCUGAUGCACAAGGAGAGGGUGACGAUUCUGAUAUCACCAACAGCAAGCAGCAUGAUUUAGCUAGCUCACAGGACGAAAAUGGCCAAACCGAUCUAUUGGAUUACAAGCAAUCCCGCAAACCUAACAUGCAAGAGCAGAAUGGCGAAUCUGAUAUCUCGAAUAGAAAGCAGGCGAACACAGAUAAUUCACAGGACCAGAACAGCUAUUCUGAUAUCAUGAACAAUAAAACGUCCAACGCAGUCGGUUCACAAGUAAAUAACAAACUGGAUAUUUUAGACAACAAGCAUUCGAAGCCAUCCGAUGCUCAAGAAGUCAGCCGAAGAUUGUCUAUGGGUAGUGAUCUGUCAGACGAGAAUGGUGAAGCCAAUGCCGUGGACAUGACACAAUCUUACACAAAUGGUUUGCGAAGAGAAAACAGUCAGUAUGAUAUCAUGAACAGUAGACAUCCUAACACUGUGGGCUCACAGGAGGGAAAUGUUCAAUACGACCCCAUUAACCAAACGUGUUCCGAAUCAGCUGAUACAAACGAAAAGGGCGAUCAAUGCGGUACGAUUGACAGUAAGCCGUCUCACUCAGCUUGUUCGCACGAGAAUGGCAACACCAAUCCAACCGACAAUAAGUUGUUCUCCACAGUUGGUCAACAGCGAAUGAAUAGUCAAUCGGAUGUUUUUGACAAUACUAAUUCAGGCAGAACCGAUAAAGGACGAGGACAACGCAGUCCCUUCGGCUCAACUGAUGCACAAGGAGAGGGUGACGAUUCUGAUAUCACCAACAGCAAGCAGCAUGAUUUAGCUAGCUCACAUGACGAAAAAGAGCAGAAUGGCCAAUCUGAUAUCACAGAUAGAAAGCAGGCGAACACAGAUAAUUUACAGGACCAAAACAGCUAUGCUGAAUGCACGAACAACAAAACGUCCAACGCAGUCGGUUCACAAGUAAAUAACAAACUGGAAAUUUUAGACAACAAGCAUUCGAAGCCAUCCGAUGCUCAAGAAGUCAGCCGAAGAUUUUCUAUGGGCAGUGAUCUGUCAGACGCAGCUGAUAAACAAGAGAGAAAAUACAGUCCCAGUGUCGCUAACCAGUGCGACUCGGCUCAUACAGCAGUAAGCACACAAAAAGAGAAUGACCAAUCCGAUCUUUUGGAUAACAACCAAUCCUGUACAGCUAACUCACUAGAGGAAAAUGACGAAAGUAACAUAACUAACAGUACGCUGCUUUAUGUAGCUGGCUCACAAGACGAGAACGACCAAUCAGAUGUUUUUGAUAAUAACCAAUCCUGUGCAACUAACAACGGCCAGGAGGAGAAUGACAGAAGUAGCAUAACUAACAGUAAGCUGCUCAAUGGUGCUGGCUCGGAGGAAGAGAAUGACAAAUCUGAUCUUUUAGCCAACAAGCAACUGUGCACUGCUUACGCCCAGGACCCCCAUAUUGUUAAUCAAGAGACUGCAAUACAUCAACCAGGAGAAAGUGAAAGACCAUUAAACAUGGCAGUUGCGAUGAACAUGCUGCAUUUUAUGCUGCAAAAGCGACCUGGGGAAGUGGAUGUCACUUUUAAUGAGACCACAGUGAUCGGAAACAAAAACAAGAUCGUCCACGGAAACCCUGAAGAACAUUCUGAGACAUUGCAUGCUAUCUCAGCAUCAGCUAGUCAGAUGACUGAUGAACGAGAAGAGCAGACAACUAGCUUAAAACAGGAGAUACAUGGAUCAGAGAGGAGACUGACCAGGGUUAUCGCAGAUGAAGGAUCGCACAUAGCAGCCACUGUAACCAAUACAGGGCAUGAUGUCUCUGGCAGAAUCGAUGAAACAAAGGAACGAGUACACAAUAUGCAGGAGUCCAUGGAACGUAAGCAGGACGAUCUGGAAUUUAAUAUUGCGAAAAUGAAGCAGCAAACUGCAGACUUGCACCGGGACACAGAAGAAAGUGCGUCAUAUAAUGCAAACAAAUCCACCGAAGCACAGAAGGAAGCUAUAGAACAAUCUGUCAAUAAGACCACUGUCAAUAUUUCUAAAGAAAUCGCCAAAGUACAAGCCGAUUUUAGCGACACAGAGCAAACAAUGCGUCGAGUUGUGAAACAGCAGUCAACUUUUCUGCAAAACAAAAUUGUAACUAUGACGCAAAAGUUGACAACUGAUAUGAAGCAAAACGGAGAUGACUUUCGCCUCCUUACAGAACGCAUACACACUGCAGAAGAGGACACCACUGAGGCUAUUGGUUGUUUAAAAGGAUCUGUGGAUUCUCUUAGAGAGAACCAGGCUCUUAUUUUAGGAGAAAUACAAAAACUUACAAACCAGAUGACAGAGUUGCAGACAAGCAUUCAAAACUCAAACAAAAAUCACGAAAAAGCGACUAAUGAAAUAAAUUGGCACCUCCGUGAGCUAGAGCAGAAAAUUGGUCACAUGGAUGAAAAUAUGGAAGAACUAGCAUCAGAAACCUCUGUCAUUAAAGGGAAGAAUGUAGUUAUCGACACGGUUUGCAAGUCUGUGAAGCGCUCUGAAAGACGCAUUUUGAAUGCUCGCACAAACCAGCGUAAAUGAAACUAUUGACAGAAAUACAUGCAAUCAACUUUGUCUAUAGCUCAUUAAAAAUAGAUUUUCUAUUUAGGAAUGAUACAUACCACUGCAUCAUUCUACAAAGAAGAAAUCAAAAAUCGAUGUUCACUUGAAGUGAUAACAGCACACAAAGCCAAACAUCAGGACAGAUAACAAUACCCCUAUUGACAAGAACGUCUGGCGCAUAUCACAAGGUAUAUAUUACCAACGAUGUGCGUCUUAAUGAAUACCUUUUAUCAAGGUGGACUGAUACCAAAAGCAAAAUGAUCGAUUUAUAUAAAUAUUUUUUUAUCAAAUGCAUACACCUACGUGUAAAGUCACGAAGGUUGCCGAGUGUCUUUUAUCAUUUGUAUUUAUACCAAAAGCAAAAUGAAUGAUCGAUUUAUAUAAAUAUUUUUUUAUCAAAUGCAUACACCUACGUGUAAAGUCACGAAGGUUGCCGAGUGUCUUUUAUCAUUUGUAUUUACCAAAAGACAGCUAUAUAUAAAUGAUGUUUCCAGAAUUAUUUGGAAUCGCUGUUAAUGUCAGACAUUUUGCAGACGACUCCUUUAGUCGGAUCUUACUUCCAAGUCGGACAUGCACGAUCGAAAUGUUCUGCUACUGAUGUUUUUGAUUUUUUUUUAAUAUUGUAACCGAGUUGUAAAAUAUUUAGUUGACUAAAUUGAUUAUUUGCAUAUGUUGGAUUCAGACGAAAUAACAGCUAUCCCGUUCUUUCGAAACAUUUCUUUCACAAUAAAUGUUCCGAUUUAUAAUAAUUCCCUGAGUCUCAAUAAGGUAAUUCAUUACUAUAAAUAUUUUACUGGAGAAGUUGUAAAACGUCUUAUUUGAAACUUUGCAGAUUUUUUUUAUGAAUCAUAUUGUCUGUAAUUAAUACAUAUAAGUUGUUUCUUGUUUUUAU
Mizuhopecten yessoensis (Yesso scallop) is the source of this 4219-nucleotide messenger RNA. Its product is annotated as protein PFC0760c-like. The transcript has 4 exons. Bases 331 to 3306 code for a protein of 991 amino acids. The record is from RefSeq and is a predicted model, not a curated record. Lineage: Eukaryota; Metazoa; Mollusca; Bivalvia; Pectinida; Pectinidae.